AUGCUACGACUAGCCAAGCGACAAUUGUAUCGAAAUUACAGCAGCUCUGCCUCGGCUGCACCUGUCCAGCUCACAAACGUUCUCAAAGACUCGCCUUCUCCUUAUCUGCAGGCCCACAAAAACAAUCCUGUGGCGUGGCAAGAAUGGAACAAGGACACUUUGAAGCUUGCUCGGGAGGCCAACAAGCCGCUGUUUCUUUCAAUUGGCUACAACUCGUGCCACUGGUGCCAUGUGAUGAACGAUGAGUCCUUCAAUAACCCCGCGAUUGCCGAGAAACUCAACAAGAACUUCAUUCCCGUCAAGGUGGAUCGAGAAGAACGGCCUGAUCUGGACGCAAUUUACCAGAUGUACCAGCAGGUGAGCUCUGGAUCCGGGGGCUGGCCUCUCAAUGUCUUCGUGCUUCCCGAAACCCUUGAACCCAUUUACGGAGGCACCUACUGGGAAGGUCCUGAAACUGAGAAGAAACGGCUGACUGAAAAGGGAGAGCCUGUCAACAAGGAGGGGAUGGUUGACGAGAAGCCCCAGUCUGCUGCCAAAUUUAGCGACGUUCUUGAUCGGGUUGGGCACGUAUGGAACGCCGAUCCUCAAUGGUGUAUUGAUGCUGGCAAGGACACUGGAGACAAACUGAAGAACCUCCUUCAAUUGCACACUGUGGGAGAUCCUCUUACCGACGCUCCCUUUGAUGAAGCAAUGUACGAGGACACUAGAGAACAUUUCGAGGCUGUUUACGACGCUCGAAAUGGUGGUUUUGGCACUGCUCCCAAAUUCCCCUGUGCUUACCAGCUGUCUUUCAUGCUCAACCACCCCGAAAUGCAAAAGGAUACCAACAUGCCCACAGAUUUGCCCCACAUGGCUCUCCAUACGCUUGCCAAGAUUGCUGUGGGCGGAAUCAAGGACCAGGUUGGCAACGGAGUGGCUCGAUACUCUGUUUCUGCUGACUGGGUGCUUCCCCACUUUGAGAAGAUGCUCUACGACCAGGCUCUUCUCCUCGAGGCCUACUGUGACGCCUACAAUUGGGUGCAGAUCCACGACGAGCCCCAUGAUUGGUACUCUUACGUGAACGAUAUGAUUCGAGAUCUGACAAUCUACCUGACUUCUGGCGAUAUCGUUGCUCCAAAGGGUUUCUAUGCCGGUGUUGAUGCUGACUCCCAGGCUGAAGACGGAGGAAAGAUGAUUGAGGGAGGAUACUACCUAUGGACCGCUGCCCAGUUCCACAAGGCUCUGCAGCCUAUGAAAAACCCCAUGGACAGAGACAUGGCUGCUGCGUACUUCGACAUUCAGGACAUGGGCAAUGUCACCUCUGACCAGGAUCCGCACAACGAGCUGUGGUUCCAGAACGUUCUGGCUCCCAACUACUCGUACGAGAAGCUAGGUAAGACAUUUGGAAAGAAGCCUAACCAUGUGGAGGCCGCUAUCAAGGAAGCCAAAACUCUGCUGCGAAAGUAUAGAGAAGAAAACCGGGUUGCUCCUGAAGUGGACUCCAAGAUCGUCACUGCCUGGAACGGUCUUGCUAUCGGUGCUCUCGCCAAGGCUAGCGUGAUUCUCAAGUCCAUUGAUCCCGAGCUGGCCGAGACGGCCCUUGCCAAGGCCAUUUCUUCUGCCGACUUCAUUCUCGAGGAGCAUGUUCGAGAUAGCCAUGGAGUUCAAGAACUCGCUCGUUUCUCUUCCAACGGAGUUCUUUCCACUUCCGAGGGAACAGAUGCCGACUUUGCAUUCCUCAUUUCCGGUCUUCUGAACUUGUACGACGUGACUGGCGACCGAAAGUACCUGGAGAACGCCUCCAGCUUGCAGGACUCGAUGAUCACAAAGAUGUACGAUACCGAGAAUGGGGGUUUUUACGCAGUGUCUACCGAGGUAGCCGACGAACUGCUGUUCCGACCCAAGACUACUUUUGAUGCCUCUGAGCCUUCUCCUAACGGAGUUGCUCUGACCAACCUGCAGCGUCUUCAGCGACAUGGUAUUGAUGCUACUAAUGUUGGACGUCCCUAUGAGGGGUAUGAGGGCGGUAUUAUCGGUGCUUUCAAGGAGGAUAUCCGGGCCCAGCCCUGGAGUUAUACCACUUUUUUGGUUUAA
Molecule: messenger RNA, 2073 nt
Organism: Yarrowia lipolytica CLIB122
Lineage: Eukaryota; Fungi; Ascomycota; Dipodascomycetes; Dipodascales
Biological process (GO): carbohydrate metabolic process
Source: RefSeq, a predicted model, not a curated record